Rhineura floridana is the source of this 5198-nucleotide messenger RNA. Its product is annotated as zinc finger protein 420-like. Gene Ontology annotation, biological process: regulation of transcription by RNA polymerase II. Lineage: Eukaryota; Metazoa; Chordata; Lepidosauria; Squamata; Rhineuridae. Gene Ontology annotation, molecular function: RNA polymerase II cis-regulatory region sequence-specific DNA binding; DNA-binding transcription factor activity. The coding region runs from base 728 to 2404 and encodes 558 amino acids. The record is from RefSeq and is a predicted model, not a curated record. The transcript is spliced from 3 exons.
AGCCAGACCUCAUUUCCUGUUGGGAAGAAGGAGAAGAUCCGGUGAUGCAGGAACCCAAAGAAGAGGAGGAGACCUCAGCAGGGAAGAAAACUCCACAGAACUGGCUCCACAGCGCUCAAAGCACGUUUAAUAGAGAGGCUCUUCUUUCAAUGCCUUCAUUCUGCCAGCCCUCCCCAGUUCCCUAUUCUGUUAGUGACGACCUCGCCUCAGUUGUUCAUGCUCUGGUAACUUCUAGACUGGACUACUGCAAUGCGCUCUACGUUGGGCUGCCCUUGAAGACUGUUCGGAAACUACAACUAGUCCAGAAUGCAGCGGCCAGAUUGUUGACGCAGACCAGAAGGUCCGCUCAUAUAACACCUGUUCUGGCCCAUCUGCACUGGCUUCCUGUUUGUUUCCGGGCUAGAUUCAAAGUGCUGGUUUUGACCUAUAAAGCCCUACACGGCAUGGGACCGCAAUACCUGGUGGACUGCCUCUCCCAAUAUGAACCUACCCGGACACUGCGCUCAACAUCUAAGGCCCUCCUCCGAGUGCCAUCCCAUCGAGAAGCUCGGAGGGUGCUGACUAGAACCAGGGCCUUUUCUGUGGUGGCCCCCAAACUGUGGAACAGCCUUCCUGAUGAGGUGCGCCUGGCGCCGACGCUACUAUCUUUUCGGCACCAGGAUACAUCUGGGGGGUGAAAGCUGACAGAGAAGUAUCUGAAGUAUCACUGGAAAAAGCUGAGGAGCACAUGCAGGAGCAUAAACUGAGGAGUCAAGAUGGAGCAAAGAGACAAGAGGAAAGACAAACUCACACAGGGGAGAAACCUUAUAAAUGCUUGGAGUGUGGAAAGAGCUUCAGUCAGAGUAGCAGCCUUACUUUGCACCAAAGAACUCACACAGGAGACAAACCUUAUAAAUGCUUUCAGUGUGGAAAGAGCUUCAGUCAGAGUGGCCACCUUACUUCGCAUCACAGAACUCACACAGGAGACAAACCUUAUAAAUGCUUGGAGUGUGGAAAAAGCUUCAGUCAGAGUGGCCACCUUACUUCGCAUCACAAAACUCAUACAGGGAACAAACCUUAUCAAUGCUUUGAGUGUGGAAAAAGCUUCAGUUGGAGUAGCAACCUUACUUCGCAUCAAAGAACUCACACAGGAGACAAACCUUAUAAAUGUUUGGAGUGUGGAAAGAGCUUCAGGUGGAAUAGCCACCUUACUUCGCAUCACAAAACUCAUACAGGGAACAAACCUUAUCAAUGCUUGGAGUGUGGAAAAAGCUUCAGUUGGAGUAGCGCCCUUAAUUUGCAUCACAGAACUCACACAGGGGACAAACCUUAUAAAUGCUUGGAGUGUGGAAAGUGCUUCAGUUGGAGUAGUGCCCUUACUUUGCAUCACAGAACUCACACAGGGGACAAACCUUAUCAAUGCUUGGAGUGUGGAAAGAGCUUCAGUCAGAGUGACAAACUUAGUAUACAUGAAAGAACUCACACAGGGGACAAACCUUAUCAAUGUUUGGAGUGUGGAAAGAGCUUCAGUCAGAGUGUUAACCUUACUUCGCAUCACAAAACUCAUACAGGGAACAAACCUUAUAAAUGCUUGGAGUGUGGAAAGAGCUUCAUUAGGAGUAGAGCCUUGAGUUCUCAUCAAAGAACUCACACUGGGGACAAACCUUAUAAAUGCUUGGAGUGUGGAAAGAGCUUCAGUCAGAGUAGCAACCUUACUUCGCAUCACAAAACUCAUACAGGGAACAAACCUUAUCAAUGCUUUGAGUGUGGAAAAAGCUUCAGUUGGAGUAGCAACCUUACUUCGCAUCAAAGAACUCACACAGGAGACAAACCUUAUAAAUGUUUGGAGUGUGCAAAGAGCUUCAGGUGGAAUAGCCACCUUACUUCGCAUCAGAAAACUCAUACAGGGAACAAACCUUAUCAAUGCUUGGAGUGUGGAAAAAGCUUCAGUUGGAGUAGCGCCCUUAAUUUGCAUCACAGAAUUCACACAGGGGACAAACCUUAUAAAUGCUUGGCGUGUGGAAAAAGCUUCAGUUGUAGUAGCCACCUUACUUUGCAUCACAGAACUCACACAGGGGACAAACCUUAUAAAUGCUUGGAGUGUGGAAAGACCUUCAGUCAGAGUAGCCACCUUACUUUGCAUCACAGAACUCACACAGGGGACAAACCUUAUAAAUGCCUGGAGUGUGGAAAGAGCUUCAGGUGGAGUGGCCAACUUAUUUCGCAUCACAAAACUCAUACAGGGAACAAACCUUAUCAAUGCUUGGAGUGUGGAAAGAGCUUCAGGUGGAGUAGCCACCUUACUUCGCAUCACAAAACUCAUACAGGGAACAACCCUUAUCAAUGCUUGGAGUGUGGAAAGUGUUUCAGUCGGAGUGACACCCUUAGUAAACAUGAAAGAACUCACAGGAGACAAACCUUAUAAAUGCUUGGAGUGUGGAAAGAGCUUUAGUUCUCUAAAUCCCUAACCAAUCCCUAGGUCUCGACAGGCUCCUAUGAAGUUGGUCCCACAGUUGGACCUCAACUGCUUGGUUGGGCCUCGUAUGGCAAGGAACCUAUGGAGGGCAUUUAUGAAACUCAAAGUGUCCAUGGACUCGAUCACUUCGAUGUGAAUGCUGAAGCAGGUAAAGGCUUUACUACCUGAGGCUGCCUUUGAAGACGGUUCAGAAACUGCAGGUUGUGCAAAAUGCAACGCCCUGAUUGGUAACAGGGACCAGAUGGUUCAAACGUAUAAAACCAAUUCUGGCCCACUUGCAUUGGCUGCCUCUAUGUUUCCGAGCUCAAUUCAAGGUGCUGGAUUUGACCUAUUAUACAGCCACAAGAGUGUCUGUAUAGUAUAGCCAGCGGGGAUUUUUCACAUUCCGCCAUGUUAAAUUGAAAAUACCCCCCAUGCCAUUCUGAUGCUUCCCAUAAGCUCAUUUCAAAACAAAAGCUUCCAUAACUUAUAGUCCUGAACUCAGAAACACUUGCUUAACAGCCCUGUCAAUCUUCAUGGCGAUACACAAAACAGUCAGAGAGAAUAGACAGUUCAAAGUGUAAAAAGAGAGAGAAACCUCAGAACCCUUUUGGACUUUUUUCUCUGAGAGUUAUAAUCUGUUGAGAUUAAUUAAAAAUCAGCCAUGUUCACAGAGUACCUGUAAUCCUAAUACUGACCUUGCCCCAUACUCUGACCUUCAUCUGCUGCAGUUUAAAAGUUUAAAAAAUGCCGGGCUGAUUUUUAAUUAAUUUAAUAAAUUUUGGUUGGGACCCAAUGAUAGCGCGAAGCAUGCUCAGUAAGGACCAACUGUCAGAGUUCUAAAAGCCAGACUCACAGCUGCUGGGCUUGGCUAAUCAGAGGGCCACACCUACACCAGACUUGAUUUCACUUGAGACAAUCAUGGCUUCUCUCAAAGAAUCCUGGGAAGUGUAGUUUGUGAAGGGUGCUAAGAGACUCCUAUUCCCCUGAGAGAAUGGUUUAACAGCCAGCCACUCUGAUUGAAGGACUGUGAGGGGAACAGGGCGUCUCCUAGCAACUCUCAGCACCCUUCACUAACUACACUUCCCAGGAUUCUUUGAGAGAAGCCAUGACUGGCCAAUGGGAAAUAAAGGGCUGGUGUGGAUGUGGCCAGGGACAGCUUUGGUUUAAAUUUGGGUGGGAGGCUACAUGUGUCUGCUGUAGAAUAAAAAGGUGGGGGAAAGGCUGAAAAAGAAUGAUUCUGUUUACAAUGUUUUCCUUUUGGAAAGGAAAAUGUGUUCCCUUCUGCCCAGUGCCCACCCACCCAAUCUCCUCCCCUCCCACUCCCUGCCCCUUCCCUGGGUCAGUGUUGGACUAUGACCUGGGAGACCAGGGUUCGAAUCCCCACACAGCCAUGAAGCUCACUGGAUGACCUGGGGCCAGUCACAGCCUCUUGGCCUCAGAGGAAGACAAUGGUGAAAUCACCUCUGAAUACCGUUUACCAUGAAAACCCUAUUCAAAGGGUCGCAAUAGGUGGGGAUUGACUUGAAGGCAGUCUAUUUUCAUUUUCAAACAUGAUUGCAUAGAAAUAGAUCCCACUUGGAUUUGGAGGGCCAUAACCUGAAGUCGGGAUGGCAUGGAUAUCUAUGGUAUGACAAAGUAAAAGUUAAUGUGGACUUUAAUAAUCAUUUUAUAAGACGUCCUUUGUUGAAAAUAUGGAAUAGAUAUAAACCAAGGUUUUGUUCUAAAAUACCAUUAUGUGUCUCAAGUCAAGAAGCGUUCUAUAGAAGAGAAAUGGCUGGAAAAGAGAAAUGGUUAACUUAUCAAGAACUAUUAGAAAAUGUGCAUGGAGAAUAUAUAAUGAAAGAGAGAGAACAACUAAUAAUGGAAGGAUAUAGUUCUCAAUGGUUUGCCUAUUUACAAUUGUUAGAAAGAUAUAAAAUGGAUAAGAAAAUGUAUGGGUUUGAAAUAAAUAAAUCUGAUUUUGAAAUAUGUCUGUACAAAUGAUGAAUGUAUACUCGCGAAAAUGUAUAAACUUUUAUUAAAAAUGGAAAUGGAAGAAGAACAAGUAAAAGAGUGUAUGGUAAAAUGGGCAAAAAUUUUGGUUAUAACAUACAAAUGGAUCAAUGGGAAAAUAUGUGGAAAAAAGGAUUGAAAUUUACACUGUGUUAUAAUCUUAAAGAAAAUUUCUAUAAAAUGAUGUAUCAUUGGUACAUGACUCCAGAAAAGUUGUCAAAAAUGUAUAACAAUGUUUCUAAUGUUUGUUGGAAAUGUAAACACCAAGAAGGAUCAUUUUAUCAUAUGUGGUGGCUGUGUAAACAAGCGAAAUCAUUUUGGGCACAGAUAGGUAGGAUGAUGCAAAAAUUUUUAAAGAUAAAUAUUCAAUUAAAGCCAGAAUUUUUUUUAUUGGGUUUUUAUGGAUAAACAAAUAGAAAAGAAAUAUGGAAGAAUAAUAUUAUAUAUGAUUACGGCAGCAAGAUUAUUAUAUGCACAAAAGUGGAAAAUGGAAUCAACACCAACAACGGAAGAAUGGCUAUUGAAAUUAAUGGACUUAGUUGAGAUGGACAAAUUGACAUGCCUUCUCAGAGAAAAAACGACAGAUACAUUUCUUAAGGAAUGGAAGCCUCUUUUGGACUUUUUGUUGAAAGAAAAAAAUGAAAUGAUGAUAAUGGGAUUUGACGAUUAAUUAAGAUAGACUUUGGAAAAAAGUGAAUUUCGUAUGUUUUAGGGGACAGGUUUGAUAUAUAUUAUAUACUUAUAGCUGAUCUGCGACAAAUCGGAAGUC